AAAAGAGGCGCGAGCGAGCCUGGCUGAGGGGAGACGGCGGUUGAGGCGGCGCGAGCGCGCAGUCCUCGUUCGCGUCCGGCGGGGCGGGCGUCGAGCGUCGUCGCCGCCGCCUCCUGAGGGAAGAAAGGCCGACUGGAGGGGAGGGGCGGGGGGCGAAAGAGGCGGCGACGGGAAAGGAGCCGCGUUCGUCCCCGAUGGCGGUUCGCGUAGCCGGCAGCUGAUUCCGCCUCGCUUUGAGGGGCCGCGAUGUCGACCGCGGGGACGCGGCGGCCCGGCUCGAGUAUCAAAGUCCGCCUCACAGUACUUUGUGCCAAGAACCUCGCAAAAAAAGAUUUCUUCAGGCUUCCUGACCCAUUUGCAAAGGUGGUCGUCGAUGGAUCUGGUCAGUGCCACUCAACUGACACUGUGAAGAACACAUUAGAUCCCAAGUGGAACCAGCAUUAUGACUUAUACGUUGGGAAGUCAGAUUCAAUCACUAUCAGCGUCUGGAACCACAAGAAGAUACACAAGAAACAGGGAGCUGGCUUCCUGGGGUGCAUCCGACUCCUUUCCAACGCCAUCAGCAGGCUAAAAGAUACUGGAUACCAGCGUUUGGAUCUAUGCAAACUAAACCCCACAGAUACUGAUGCGGUUCGAGGCCAGAUAGUAGUCAGCUUGCAGACACGGGACAGGAUAGGCACAGGAGGGUCUGUCGUCGAUUGCAGGGGGCUGUUGGAGAAUGAAGGAACGGUUUAUGAAGACUCAGGACCAGGAAGGCCACUGAGCUGUUACAUGGAGGAACCGGCACCGUACACGGACAGUACCGGGGCUGCCGGAGGAGGGAACUGUCGAUUUGGGGAGUCUCCUGGUCAGGAGCAGAUAUCGCAGGCCCAGCGAUUGCGAGCUCCUGAUGUGAGAGGCCACAUACAGACUCCCCAGAAUAGGCCGCUUGGCCAUCAGUCGCCAUCCCCUGACCUUCCUGAAGGUUACGAACAAAGAACAACUGUACAGGGACAGGUUUAUUUUUUGCAUACGCAAACUGGUGUUAGCACGUGGCACGACCCCAGAAUACCAAGAGACCUUAACAGUGUGAAUUGCGAUGAACUUGGACCUCUGCCGCCAGGCUGGGAAGUCAGAAGCACGGUGUCCGGGAGGAUAUAUUUUGUAGAUCAUAACAACAGAACCACCCAGUUCACCGACCCACGAUUGCACCACAUUAUGAACCACCAGUGCCAACUGAAGGAAUCCAACCAGCCUUUGUCAGUGCAGAACGAGGGGUCGUUGGAAGACAGCGAGGAGUUGCCGGCACAGAGAUACGAGCGGGACUUGGUGCAAAAGCUCAAGAUCCUUCGGCAUGAGCUCUCCCUCCAGCAGCCUCAAGCUGGCCACUGCCGCAUUGAAGUGUCGAGGGAAGAAAUAUUUGAGGAGUCAUAUCGUCAGAUAAUGAAAAUGAGGCCCAAAGAUCUGAAGAAGAGGCUGAUGGUCAAGUUUCGAGGCGAGGAGGGCUUGGAUUAUGGUGGCGUGGCCAGAGAGUGGCUAUACUUGCUAUGCCAUGAAAUGCUGAACCCUUAUUAUGGACUCUUCCAGUACUCCACUGACAACAUUUACAUGCUGCAAAUAAAUCCCGACUCCUCUAUCAAUCCCGAUCAUCUGUCUUACUUCCACUUUGUUGGUCGGAUAAUGGGUCUGGCUGUGUUCCACGGACACUACAUCAAUGGGGGUUUCACGGUCCCUUUCUAUAAACAGCUGCUGGGCAAGCCCAUCCAGUUGUCCGAUCUGGAAUCCGUCGACCCGGAACUGCACAAGAGUCUUGUUUGGAUUUUAGAGAACGACAUCACUCCAGUCCUGGACCAUACUUUCUGCGUGGAGCACAAUGCUUUCGGCAGGAUCCUGCAGCACGAGCUCAAACCGAACGGCAGAAAUGUUCCUGUAACAGAGGAGAACAAGAAAGAAUAUGUCAGGCUGUACGUUAAUUGGCGGUUCAUGAGAGGCAUCGAGGCCCAGUUCCUGGCUCUCCAGAAGGGUUUCAACGAGCUCAUUCCUCAGCAUCUCCUGAAGCCUUUUGACCAGAAAGAGCUUGAGCUCAUCAUAGGAGGCCUCGAUAAGAUCGAUUUGAACGACUGGAAGUCGAACACACGUUUGAAGCACUGCAUGGCGGACAGCAGCAUCCUGGCCACAUGGUUCUGGGUAAGCAGUGGGAAGCCUCUCGAUGAGGAGAGAGUAGGGCUACGCAGGCUACUGCAGUUUCCAGACGGCCCCCUGUGGGUUCCGCUUCAGGGCUUCAAGGCUUUGCAAGGCGCGGCAGGACCCAGGCUCUUCACUAUCCACUUGAUAGAUGCAAACACAGACAACCUUCCAAAAGCUCACACUUGUUUUAACCGAAUUGACAUUCCACCGUACGAGUCAUACGAGAAGCUUUACGAGAAGCUCCUGACUGCCGUGGAAGAGACUUGUGGGUUUGCAGUGGAGUGAGCAGGCAACCAAAGGAAACAGAUUCUAGCUCAUGGACCACCGAACCAAAAGCUCAUAAGAAGCGUGCUGUGAACUUCCGUUGUCCAAAGCAUUGGGACGCUCAAAGCACGUGGGGAGAUGAGGCCGUUUCCCCGCCUGCAGUGACGCUGGGGGGCUUUUGUCGAUGGUUCCCAACCACACCAUUCCUCCCUUUCUCUUUUUUUUUGCUCCCACAGUUCCCAAGAAACAUAAGACUGCCAGGGAUCGGGAUUUUGGUUUCGGUGACCCAAGGUGUUCUGCUAGACUUGUAACACAUAUUGUGAUAAGGUCGAUGACCUGUGGUCUUUUUCUUUUUUUAAAAAAUAGGGGUAUCAGACUUAUAGUUGAGUGUCGAGAUUGAUUUGCUGAGGACUUCCGACUGGUUAUGUGUACCUGGAUGUUAUGUCUUAAUGCAGUCCCGAGUCCCCUUGUAGAGUCCAGAAGCUGCAGGCAAGGAGGCUGGCACUGGAAUGCCCAAAUGCACAUUUCAGAGAACUCAUUUGCAGAACGGUUAGCCGAACGCAGCUCCUUAGGCACACUAAACUUAGGGCUGUUCCUUGAUAGGAAGUGCUGUGUUCAACUGCAGUGGCUUGGCUUUUUGAGAGCAGACAGGAACCCAAGCCAACCUUGAAUGGGGAGGUAAGCUGUUUUUUUGUACUUUAUGCUUCGAAGCCAAGAGCGACUUUGUUCUGCAGACUUCCUUCCUUGGCGUAUGUUAGGUAAAGCGGAGAGCCAGCCUGGGAGGACACGAUUCGUCAGUCCUGGAGGUUUUCUUCUAACGCCGUUUUCUCAGAUGCUUUCUUGGACUCAAAAUCAUGGAAGCCUCAUCAGAGGAAAUAGCUGAAAGCAAAUGGAACCAAGUUCCGUGUCACCUGGAGAACGAUUCCAGUUGAGUGGAGGAACAUAUGCAGACAAUAAAUGUCUUAACACGAUGUAAAUCCAUUGGAAAGGUUCAUGGUUUUAGCCUUCAGAGAUUGAGCAAUUCAGAGUACUGUUCUUAGCCUCUUUUUUAUUUCCACUUUCAUUCUUCGAGCACUAAAUGUUUCAAGACUAGCAUUAAGUCACUCAGUUCACGUGACAUCACAGAGAAGGAAAGCCAAAGUAAACCUGGUUAAUUGAUUCACACUUACAGUUUGCACAGUUUCACAAUAUUCUUCACCAUUACUUUGCAGAAAGCCCCAGUAAUCAUCAAACAGACUUGGGUGGUUUCGUAAGACUUUUUAAAAUUAGAAAGCAAGAAACACAAAGAUCCCUGUUAAUAGAUGGUGUUAUGGGCGAGUAGUGUGUUGAAUUUCAAUUGUGGGUCAGAAUUGUUCUCUGAACCGCAAAAAUUAUUUCAGUGGUCCAUUUUGAUAAUAGCUUUAAACUACAAUAGGACAAAACACAAGUUAGAUAAUUGUCAGAAUCCCGAAAGCUUUCCCGUUUGUUCAGUUGGCCGUAACUUUUUGUGAUUUGAUGUUUUGGGGAUAGGAGGAUUUACAUUUGUGAGAGAGGAAAUCGUAUCGUUUUGUGGAAUUUGCACCAUGUGGUUGAAAUGUUGGAUUUCAUUGGCAGAUUCAGACAUAAUCGGGGGGAGGAGCCCUCCCAGUCGCACUUAAGGGACCAGUUAACUGCGUUAUUAGGGUGGAGAGGGUGAGUGGUGUUCAAAUUAGUGACCAGGCUUAUUUUACAGUAAGCGUCUGGGUAAUAGAACGGUAGUGCCUCUGGUUUUCCAAAUACCUGUGGAGGUGAGACACAGUCCCUUGGACGUAAUUAAGCCUUGUCGGUGGCAUUGGAACUUUUGAAAUACUGUAGAAAGAUGCCAUCGCUACUAAAAGACUGUCCAAAAUCUUCUUUGCAGGGAGGAGGGGGAGAGAGAGGUUCUUCAGCACAGCAGUCGGCUUGUGUACAGAAAAGAGGCAAACAAGCUACCCACAUACGAUCAGCAGAGCUAGCACUGGUGGUUGGGAUGCCCACUGGCCAGUUCGUCCACCACUGUUGCGACAGUGUCGUGGUUCCAGGUAGCUGAGGCUGUGUGUUGCGCCAGUAAAGUUCGAAAGAAAGGACAGGUAGAAUGGGGACACACCGUUCUGAGUGGAAGUGACAUGCCAAAGGUAGUAAAAGGACAGGUGUGGUUCAGGCUGCAUAGCACAGAUGGUUUCUCCAUUAUAGUAAUGAGUGAGAAGAGAAUACUGCUGCAGCCUCCUGGUUGCCAGCGCGGCCUAAGACAGACCUGCAGGUAGCAGCCAAAGGUCUUCAGAUAAGUUGAUGGUAGAAGAGAGGGCCGGGAGCACAAAUAGCUUAAGGCAGCCUAUCCUGUUGGAGUUGGUAUUGCUGCCCUCCCAAAUCAGCUUCAUGGAGACACACGGAGGGCGCACCAAGGUGCUCACAUUUCCUGAUCCCCCUGCCCCCCAGCCGUAUUAGCACAUCUAAAACUUCCCGUGGUCAUUCACGCCAGCAGCAGUACAAAGGUCAGAAAUCUGGUUCACUGCUACAAGGCUCCGUUUACUUUCCCCUGAAAUGCAUCGUCAUCUUGGCAUGUGUGCCCUCAGGGACAUAGGAAUUGACCACUCGUUUGCGUGUAUGGGUGUGUGCAUGUGUGUUUUGAGUGCAUCAGGAAGGCGUGAGUGCGUAGAACAAAACGACAACAUACUAGACCAGCGUUUGCUUCUAAGGAGACUGCUUGCUGUACGUGGGGAGUGUGUCCACCUUUGCUAAAGCUGGGUGGCUGUUUAAAAUCCCAGCUCAUUAAAAUGCCCCACUCUCUUUCAAGCCCCUCCCGCCCCUUAGCCAGAACCCAGAAUCUACACUGUAGAGCACAGAAAGUUGGGAGGGGGGAGGGAGGGAUGCAGUACGUAUUUGUGUCUAAUUCUUUUUGCUCCGUUAAUUUUUUGUUUGUUUGUUCUUCAACCACUUUAUAAUGUAUUUUUUUAACUUAUUGUUUUUGUAACGUCUCGGGUGUUUUUUUUUUUUAAGUAUUGCUGCUACCCUUCUUAUUCUUCUCGCCGUUUUUAAUGACGGAUUUUAUUUUGUGAAAGAGUUGUAUACUAACCCCCCCCCCCCCCCCCCCCCCGGUUGUAUGUCUCUAAUCAAAGUAUUUAAAGAAAUACUACUACUAUUUAAUGUGGUAAUGGAGCCGGCUGGAAUAAAUUGUAUAGUAGGCUGGGCCCAGGAGGUCAUGUUCAUUUUUAUUUUUAUUUUUUUGGUUACAUAUGCAAUAAACUCACAACUUUGA
Sphaerodactylus townsendi is the source of this 5683-nucleotide messenger RNA. RefSeq names its product SMAD specific E3 ubiquitin protein ligase 1 (gene SMURF1). Gene Ontology annotation, molecular function: protein binding; ubiquitin protein ligase activity. Gene Ontology annotation, biological process: ubiquitin-dependent protein catabolic process; negative regulation of BMP signaling pathway. NCBI's taxonomy places the organism in Eukaryota, Metazoa, Chordata, Lepidosauria, Squamata, Sphaerodactylidae. The record is from RefSeq and is a predicted model, not a curated record.